Messenger RNA from Monascus purpureus, 7858 nucleotides. NCBI's taxonomy places the organism in Eukaryota, Fungi, Ascomycota, Eurotiomycetes, Eurotiales, Aspergillaceae. The record is from the annotation of a GenBank genome assembly.
GUAAACUUGAUGAAGUAUACUCAACUGGACAAGGCCCUGUCAUCAAUCUGGACCUACCUACCAUUCAAGCUCAACUCUCUAUCCGUAUGGGCACCCAAGCCCGUGAAUCCCGCUCCCAACACGGAGGACGACGAGAGAAUCUAUCCGGACGAAGCUAUUCCAAACAAGCAUCUAACCCCAUUGCUAGCUCUUCCGCCUCAAGUUCCAACACUAAAUAUAAACCUCAGGACCAGGACUCACGCAAACCAAAGACCCGUUGUGAUUGGUGUGGUCAUUUCCACCCAAUGCCUUGCCUCUACAAGAACCCUGAGAAAGCCUCUGAGCAUUGGCGCCGAGCCAAUAAAAAUACUAUUGAAGCUAUUCGUGCUUUACACACUGCUAAAGAAUCUUCCACUGCUUCAUUCUCUGAAGCAGAAACCAAUGAACUGGUACCAUGGACUUCUUCAGCUGCAAAAACAGCCAUUGCUAAAUCAGCCCAAUCUCUCCAAGCUUCAUGGUAUCUUGAUAGCUGUGCUUCAUUCCAUGUUACACCCCAUCAAGCUUUCUUCACGUCCUAUAAAACAUUGAGAAAGGAGGACCUUACUCCAGCGGAUUAUAUUGAAGAUGCUCAAGGGAAGAUUUCCAAACCUCAUGGUAUUGGCACCGUCGUCAUUGAUAUUGGAACCGGAUCCUUGAUCCUUAGGGAUGUACGACAUGUUCCAUCCUUCAAUUCCAACUUAAUCUCCAUGGGAAUGCUUCUCAAACAAGGUUUUCGUAUCGAAUUCCCUUCCAGCUCUCAAGUAGCACAAAUCACAACCUCUUCUGGUGCAGAAUUUGAAGCCAUUUUGAAUACCAACAAUGUAUUCAUCCUAUCAGAUUGCAUUUCUCCCGACGAGAGCUCCUAUGCCUUUGUCACCACCCGGUCUGGCAAAGAGGCCAACCGACCAGGGGACCCUCCCAGAAAGAAACCUACAACAUCCCCAAAGACUAAGAGCUCCAAAACAGCUCUACCAAUUAUGACAUGGCAUCGCCGUCUAUGCCAUUUAAACCAGCAGGAUCUUUUACGCCUUGCCGCAGAUCCUACAUCAGACAUUGAAAUCAAAGGUUCCAAAGAACUACCACUUUGUGAAGCCUGCAUCCAGGGCAAGCAAACUCGCCAAUACAGCAAAACACCAAGAUCCCGUAUGACUGCACCACUAGCCCGAGUCCACAUAGACCUUGCUGGUGGCGGCCGAACACUAGAUAUAGAGAAGCUAGAUAUGCCUCUACCUUCACGUACAGGAGCCAAAUAUGUGAUGCUUAUUACUGAUGACGCUACACGUUACCGUUGGGUCCACUACCUAACUGAAAGAUCUGCUGCAAUUGAUGCAUUUCGGGGUUGGCUACAACAGAUGAAGAAUCACCAUUUCCCUGCCCCAGCCUAUAUUGUCUCUGACAAUGAAUUCUGUUCAGCUGAAUGGCAGAAAACCUACCGUCAGGAAGGCAUUGAAUGGCAACCAAGUUCUCCAUAUUCCCCUUGGCAAAACGGUGUCAGUGAGCGCAGCAUACGCAUACUCUUUGACCGUGCUCGGACAUUAAUGCUUGACGCUCCCCAUAUACCACAGCGAUUUUGGGUUGAUGCUUUAAAAUAUGCAUCAGAUAUAACAAACCGCCUCCCAACAUCCACAAUCCUAUUCAAUUCACCUAUCCCUGGGGGGGUCAAUACCAACACAAAAAUCAGCCCAAGCCCAUAUAAAUCGCCUCUGGCUGCCUGGACCAACUCACCAACUAGUAUCAACAAAUACCGACGUUGGGGCUGCCCUGUCUGGGUUCAUCGACAUGGCUCAGAUAAGCCUAUAAACAAGUUCGAUUCCCAUUCUAAAUGCUGCUUCAUGAUCGGCCAAAUCAGUAGCCAACAAUACAGAGUGUGGGACCCUAAAACAGACGCCAUUUUUUCAACCAAUGACACUAUAUUUGAUGAAGAAUAUGAGGAUCCCACAACUACACCUCCACAAGCUACUGUUCCUGAAGAUCCAAGUACUCCUAAUAAAGAAGAUACAAACCAACCCGUUGAAGAUGAAGACCAGGAAAUAUGGCUUCGACCCGCCAAAGGCAUGUCCCUAGCCUAUCUCACCGCUUCAACCACUCCUUCAUCUGAAGAUGACACGCCUACUUCCUAUAAGCAGGCUAUAUCUCAUCCUGAUGCCACCAAGUGGCAAGCAGCCAUGCAAAAAGAAGUCAACCAACUCAAAGAAAAAGGCUGCUGGCAACUUAUCCGCCGCUCUGACCUACCACCAGGGACCAAGGUCAUCCCUGGCCGGUGGGUAUACAAAAAGAAAGAAAUCCCUGGUACCCCUAUUACAAGGGACUACCAAGCUAAAGCUCGCUGGGUGAUCCGUGGAAAUCUACUUGACAAGGACUUCAUGGAAUCAUACGCCCCAGUGGUAGAUGAAAAUACCACUAGAACCCUUACAGCACUGGCCACUCUACUUGGCUGGCAUACUCGAAAGGCAGAUGCCAUCCUUGCUUUCCUAAAUGGAAAAAUGCCCACAGAUAAACGUGUCUUUAUGACCCAAGUUCAGGGAUUCAAAGAAGGCUCUGGAGACCUGGUUUGUGAACUCCGCCAGUCCCUCUAUGGACUAAUCCCAUCUGCCCGUAUCUGGUAUGAUACACUAAAUGCUUUCUUACGACAAAUUGGCUUCAAAAGCUCCGAAUACGACUCUGGUCUCUGGAUCCAUACCACCCAGACCCAACUCUAUGUGACUACCCAUGUGGAUGACUUCAAAGUCUAUGCUAAGCAUGAGAACGAUGCCACUUGGUUUAUGGAGUCUCUUUCUGCUAAAUUUGACAUAAAAGAAGUUGGAAACUCUACCAAAUACCUUGGCAUGGCCACCUCUCAAUCCAAGACCACAUAUACUCUCUCCCAGGCCAAUUAUGCUGAAGACGUGGUUGCCUCUUUUGGCCAAGCACAAGCACACCCUGUUGGGAUCCCCAUGGAUCCUAGUUUAAUAAUUGAUGAUGACCCAGACCCUACAGUGAACAUCAAAGAAUAUCAACGUGGUGUAGGCUGCCUUACUUGGCUAGCCACCAAAACCCGACCUGAUCUUAGCCGGACAGUUGGCGUACUAUCCCAAUAUCACGCCAAACCUACCCAAAAGGCAUGGCGUGCCCUUAUACACGCUAUACGCUACCUUAAAGGCUCCAUUAACCGACAAAUUACCUACCAUAAGGCCACGGAACCCAUUACAUCUGACCUCCUCAUGCCCAGAUGUUAUACUGAUUCUGAUUGGGGUGGUCAACUGACAGGCAAUCGCCGGUCAGUAUCUGGAUAUAUAUUUCUGCUUGCCGGGGCCCCAAUUGCCUGGAAAAGCCGCAAGCAAACGUCCGUUGCACUUAGCUCCAACGAAGCUGAGUAUAUGGCUCUAAGUGAAGCCAGCCGAGAUGCCCUUUGGCUCCGGAACCUCAUCAACGAGCUCAACGUGCUCCCUACUGAAUGCCCGCCAAUUACUCUCUAUAUCGAUAAUCAAGGUGCACACGCCAUGGCUGAAGCUGAGCUCACCACCAAGAGAUCCAAACACAUCGAUAUACGUUACCAUUACGUUCGGGAGAAGAUCCAAGACGGUAUUGUUAAACUCCAGGCCUGCCCUACCAAAGAACAAGCAGCAGACGGCCUGACCAAACCUCUCCGAACUGAACAAUUUGAUCAUUUCCUACAACUCACUGGCAUAAGCUAAGCCGCGUAUAUCUCCCCCAUUUUGGAUAUAUUUUCUAUUUUGAUAUACGGCAUUCGAUUGGCUAAAGCAGAACCUUCAUUCCUCUGUUUAUUUUUGCAUAUAUUCACUCAUUUGAAGGCCCGAAUAGAGGCCGAUUUCUGUAUUUAGAUUGAUUCCAUAGUUUGUAGGCUGCUCGUGCGUGGGGGGGUGUUAGUACACGUGAGGUUCUGCCGUCCUAGACCGCCCUCGCUACCUAUCUCACGGCACAGGCAGGCCUACCUAGUAAUACGACCAUACAUGCGCCUAUCCAUUAAUGCCAAGGCAGGGUCCUCCAGGUCGGGACCUCCACCUCCACCGGCAACACCGCGUCGAAACCAACAACAUAAUGAAACGGCGACAUCCCAAUCCCAUCGCGAAUGGUGACUAUUUCUGACCAGAGAAGUGCUGGGAGAUGCUUGUCCCAGCCCUUGGCAAAGCCCGCAGUGAGCUUCCUCAGGCCAAGAAUGAACAUGCGAUGCGCGACCUCGAUAAAACCAUUGGCCUGCGAAUUGUACGGUGAGAUUGUAAUGUGCUUCACCUUAAACCUCUUCAUAAGCUCCCUAAAGACCUCCUCCACUCUGGACCACAAGUUUGAAUAAUACUUCUUCAGAACCUUCAACCGCCAGUCCCCAUUUCUAACUGGUGCCGCCCCUGUUGGAUCAGGUUUGUUUACUGGCAGGACCUUACCUGCUUUCCUUUUGUAUUUGGUGUGUACCAAAUACUGCUGUCUCAGUGUCACCAAGUCCACACGUCGGCUUAUCCGUGGCUCUAUUCCACUUCCAUCCCAGCAAAGGGCCGGCUGGAACCGCACUUCCCGUACUGGAGCCAUUUUCUCCAACUCCGCAAUAUUCGUGUAUGUCCGUUCUCCAACAUCACGUGACAUAACAUCCGCCAUACUUUGGUAUGAUGGCCUUGAGCCCCUCCGUCCGCUGGGUCCUGGGCUCGGUACAAACCCAGCGGCUAGUUUCCCGGCUCCUCUCCAAUUAACCUCCGAUCUUCGAAAACGUCCCUCCGGGUCUCCAUCCUACGCGUUCCGGGGGUGAAAACCUUCAUUCUCGCGACCUUCGUCCUGUCCAUUGAAUAAAUCGUUGUGAUGACCGCCCCGGAAGCUGUGUUCGUGUGCGCCAUACGGCUCAUGUGUUCAAACGGUCUCCCCAACACCACGGCAUGUCCGCCGCGCGUGUCCACAAUGAAGAAAGGGACAUAAUAUUGGAAACUCCCAAUCCGUACUGGGACCCGCUCGCAGAUUCCAACAAACGGCGUGAGACCCCCGUUGGCACUUCUCAUCGUUCCUUUGGCGUGCAGAGUGACUGGCAGCGCAUGUUUUUCCGCUAGCCAGGCUUGCAUCACAUUGAUUUCCGCACCUCCAUCCAGCAAUGCCUGAACCCUUUGUGGAUCCUCCAGUAUCUGGAUCCACGCCGCUAGAGUUCCACAGACAUAUAACGGAGGUUCUUCAUCAUCAUACCCCGUUUCUUCCAAAUCCAUCUGGUUCGCCUUGCGGCUUCUCAUCCCUAAGUUUCCCACUCGCGCAACGACCCCUGGGUCUGUUCCUUUGCUGAAUUCGAUAGACGUUGUCACCGGCUGUCGGGUUCCUGAGAAAAGGCUCCGAUGCAGCCCAUCAGACAUCCCUAGCAGCUCCUGGAGUGACAAUGUCACCGUGGUGUUCAGAAUCCGAUUCCGUAUGUCCUUAAUGUCCGUUGAAUUCUUCAGCUCAUCCGCCAAUUUGUUAAGCUUAGCUUUCGGAGCAUCUUUCCUCUGGGGAACUCUUGCUUUUGGGGCCCCAAAGGAUCUUCUCAAACCUUCCUCCACAUCCCUAACUCGGUAGUCCGGUCGAUCUUCCAUCUCCACAUCUGCGUCAGGUUCAUCAAUUUCCUCAUAUCUUCCUGGACGGACUGUCUUCAAGAUGGGAAUUUCUUCUUCCCUCCUAGCCACAUCGUCCAGUGCACGUCGCUUAGGGUCUGCACGCCCCUCUGGGGUUAUCUUUCUCUUUUCCGCAUUGACCAGCGCAUUAACCUCCAUUUCAACAAAGCUUUCCAUAAAUCCUUCUUCAUCUUCCUCCUCCACUUCCUCAAUGUACGCAGUUUCUUUUAACAUGUUGUGUACAUAACCCAUUGCACUAUUUCCAGUCUGGUGCUGUUUUCCAUAUUCCUCAAUGGACUCCUUCAUGCUCUUACCAUUGGUAAUUACCCUUACCACCUCUCCGGCUCCUCCAAUUGGUCCAUAACGGACUUUGGCAUCUUCAGCAAUAUGGCAUAGACCCUGGGCAGCCAAUGCUUGGUACCGUGGACAUGUCCCCCGUAUGUUGGUGUGACCCGUUUCCAGACAGAACCGGCAUUGGUCACCCGCGAUUGGCACAUAGCCCCGUCGGUUGGGUAUGUCAUUUAGCCCAUGUCUUCGGAAGUCAUUCUGUCUCACCUCCAUGAGGCUGAUUUCCAUUUUCCUCAUCCGUUCAGCCAGGUCAUCUAGCGUUUCCUGGUGUCUCGUUCCCGGGGCUGUUCUUGGCACCUGCCGCUUCCCUGUAGACACUGGUUCUCUGUCCUCUGGCUGUCGUUGUUCAUCUGGGACUCGCCCAUCUGGCUGCACAACUACUAAGCUAUGCGCAGCUGACACUUCCCCUGCGAAGUUCACAUGCUUCCCUUCACGACCCUGCCGAAUUAACUUUAAUCCAGCCACUUCCUCCAGAUAUUCUUCAACUGCCUCCCGGGCCCUUGCGAACUUCAUAGUCUCGAACUUCUGAGGGCUAAUCUUCGCCCUCCUUACCACUUCAACCUGCACCUCCUCCGGCAGACCCUGCAGGAACAUCUCUGUUCUCAAGAAUUCCACCAGCUGGCCUCGGCGCAUCAGUUCACCAGAGACGUUGCUAAAUUCGCGAACAUACUUGGUCAAGUUGUCAUCUGUUGACCGUUUCUGAGCAACAAACCUGCUAAGCCAGCCUAUGUUGAGCUUGGCCUGUGCUGAAUCCUGGUCCCGAUACUCCUCUAGGAGCCGCUUCUCCAAUCCUUCAUAGUCCUUCCUCUCAUAUUCAGGGAGACUCUCUACCCACUCACACACACUUACUGAUACAUAAUCACACAGGGCACCUAUCUUGUCCUCCUCUCGCGUGAUUCCAUGGUUCCUAAACAACGAAUGUAAGGUCCUCAAGAAUUCACUGACCUCCUUACCAUUGAAUGUUGGGGCUCCAGAAGUUCCUCGCAACGGCAGACCUCUGGGUGUCCCCAACAGUUUCUCCAACAUCUGCAUCAUCAACAUCGGCAUGCCUUCCGGCUGCCACAUUCCAGACAAGCUCGGAGUAGUGGGCAUUGCGGCCGGCGCCGGUAUUCCCUUUGCAUCGCCCGGUGUAAGAAGUGGACUCCCUUGUUCCACAUGCACCGGGAGAGGCCGAUGCUCCGAGCGGUCGCUCUCUGACGACAUCUCCUUACCAAAAGUUUUCACCACUCCCGCACUCUCCCGUGUCCCAAUCUCUCCGGGAAAAGCCUCUCAGUUGAUUAUUUUCCCAAGAAUCCCUAGCCAGGGUGCUUCCCACGCGCCCUAGAACCCAAAGCGAAGUUCGCAAGCGCCAACAAGCGUAGGCCUUCCCGGGGACGCCAAUAUGUAAAGGGGGGCGUACGUGCGUUGUUCCCUGCGACAGGAACCGGGUUGUGAUCGAGGGAUCUCAGGAAUGGACACACUGAACAAUCUAGCAAAACGAUAUAACGAUAAACGAAAACACAACGACGAAGGAGCCUCGCUCCGCUCUAUACGACGAUAACGAUACUAGUGAAGCAACCUAGAAACCAAAAGAAUGCUCUCUUUUUCGUAACUAUCUGGGAGGGAACCCUCCAUUAAGUACUCCGGCCGUGGGCUCCACCAUACAUUAGUAUGUCGGAGUCGGCGGUUCUACGGUGUUCCAAGAUAGGAAAUAUGGGAGAUCCGGGGUUUCGCAGUGCCCCCGGCACAGUAUAGGAAUUAAGUAUAAUAAAAAAGAAAGAAAAUUAGGAAUGAUUAAGAAAGAUUAAAGAAAUAAUAUGAGAGAGAGAUAAAAUGGUUAGGGUUAAGAAUAGGAUAUAUAUGAGAAAUAAAAUAUAAAAAAGAUGAUUUUUUAUAAUUAAAGAAGGAAGUGGUUAGGGAUAAUAAUAUUAAGUGAUAUUAGAGAAGAUGUGUAUAAGAAU